Messenger RNA from Columba livia (rock pigeon), 5931 nucleotides. RefSeq names its product KIAA1614 ortholog. Gene Ontology annotation, biological process: regulation of cellular localization; establishment or maintenance of cell polarity; centrosome cycle. Lineage: Eukaryota; Metazoa; Chordata; Aves; Columbiformes; Columbidae. Gene Ontology annotation, molecular function: protein binding. Gene Ontology annotation, cellular component: apical plasma membrane; nucleus; cell cortex. The record is from RefSeq and is a predicted model, not a curated record. The coding region runs from base 932 to 3883 and encodes 983 amino acids. The transcript is spliced from 10 exons.
UGGGGGACACCUGUGUCCUGGGAAGAGGUGGAGGUGUUUGGAGGAAGGACGUGGGCAGGAGGGUUUCCCAACCUGCCUGGGGUUCACAGGAAGGUGUUGAGGGCCCAAACCCAACGCACAGCAAGUGAUGCUGGAGGAACCCUCCUGCACAGACUGUGCUGGACCACCAGAAGGCUCUUGGUCCUUCUUUGGGAGCCUUUGGUUGCCUCUCUCCAACUUGUCUCUGGUUCAGGGUGUCAUCUUGCCUGCACAGGGGUGACCUGAGGCUGAGCAGCCCCAACCCUGACUUGUCUGGGGUCUGUGCUUUCAUUUUACUCUCUUAAAUCUCUUAAUCAUCAUCUCUUGCAAUCAAUCUUUCUCCAGAAGAGAGAGCCCGGUGCCUUGAAAUCACUCUAAGCCUGGUGCUGCUCACGCCAGCUGCAUCCCAGAGGUUUAAUCCUGCCCGCGGCUCCCUGCCUGGUGGCAGGAGCCCGCCUGCCGUGACUUUGGCACCUCAGUGGGCAGUUUGUCCCCAGCUUGAUGGGGACAACAUCUCCCAGGCGAAUUUCACCUCCCCAGCCCCGGCAGAGGAGCCGGGAUCCCUCUCCAGGACGGCAUGGAGGUAAGGAUGGGUCCCAGCGUCUUCCACCCAAACCUUCCUGGGAGCAGCCAGAGGACAAUGUGGGGCCACUGGGGUGGUAGGGGACAUUUUAAGAAGAUAAAACUGAUUUCUUGCUGCUCGUGCUGGCAGGGGUCAGUGUGGCCAGAGCCCGGGAGGAUUAAAACAAUUUCAUAAUCCUGGUGAUUUCCUUUUGAUCGGGAUUAUGAAACCAAUCACAAAAAUCAAAAGCUGCGGCUUAAAGCAGCAGCCAGCGUGGGGCCAGGACGCCCAUGGCCCCCGCAGCUCCCGUCCUGCCCCCCGGGGACGGCGGCCCCCGUGGCUCCAGGGCACAUGGAGGGGGGCUCAUCAACUGAGACGCGGCAGGUGCUGCGGCCCCCCAAGCAGCAUGGCCAAGCCCCCGUCCCCCCGGAGCGCCCUGAGGCCACCCACAGCCCCCACGCUGUCCUGGAGAGCAAGGUGAAGGCGCUGAAGGAGAAGCGUGGGGCUGGCCGGCUGGGGACCCCAACAGCUGCCCCCGAACGCCCCUCGCCCAAGAAGUCGCGGCCCCGGCGGGGGAAGCCGGGGGGAGAUUUGGAUGCAGCGGAACCGCGGGGGAAGCCGGGGGGAGAUUUGGAUGCAGCGGAACCGCGGGCUCAGCUCCGCACGUACCUGACGGACGGGAUGCUGGAUGGCGGGGACCCCGCGGCCCCCCCGGCCCCCCGCGCUGGCACCCCGGGGCUCUGGAGGGUGCCCACACCCAAGGGUGGUGUGCCAGAAGGCACUGAGCUACCCCAUGACAAGAGCGGUGGGACCCAGCGCUCUGCCUCCCCCCAUGAGGCACCUCCCCUGGAAGAAGAGACACGGACCCCAUUGCGGGACAGGAGGGGUCCCUCUGGGUCCCCCCCCACAACAGAGGGCUGGGAGAGUCUCUCGCUGGCCGAGCGGGUGGAGAGGAACCGGCGGCUGCUGCAGGAGGUGCUGGGCACCACCACCUCUGAGGUGUCGGCGAGUGACGGGGACUGGGACUCGGGGGUCUCACUGCAGGACGCUGAGGGCUCCAGGGCCUUUGUCCCCGGGCAGGAGCUGGAGCUGAGCCCGCGGCACGAGCAGGCCAAGCAGCUGCUGCAGCGCGCCCGCAUGAAGGCUCGGACGAACCCCCUGCGCGCCAGCCACGACAUCCUCCUCCUCCCCAGCGCCGCUGCCCCCCCGAGCAGGGAGCCCAGCGGGAGGCCGAGCGUCGCCCCCCGGGACGGCGGGAGCCUGAGCGACUCGUCGAGUGGGGAGUCGAGCUGUGGGCGGCCGUGGCGGCCCCGGGGUCCCUCCCCGUCCCGCGUCCGCUUUGAGGACGAGUCGGCCCGCGACGCCGAGGUGCGGUACCUGGAGCGGCUGCAGCUGCGGCACCGGCGGGCACUGGGCUCGGGGCUCUCCUCCACGGAACCGGUUGCCAGUGGGCAAGUGAAGGAUGGGGCCGGCCAGCCCAAAGCCCCAAGCGGUGACUUGGUGGCCGGGGGCAAGUGCAGCGCCUGUGGCUCCCUCCUUGGUGCCACUGCUGGACGGGGUGUGGAGACAUCAGCAGCCACUGAUGUGGUUGAAAGCAGCCCUGCAGCACAAGGGAGCAUCCCAGGGGACAGCGGGGAGCUGAGCGCUGCCCAUCCGGAGCCCAAAACCAGGGCUCUGGGGCCACGGGGGUCCCCGCUGUGGAUCCUCCCCUCCCGACAGCGCAUCCACACUGAGAAGAUCAAGGAGACAUAUAUCGGGGAUGUCACCUACAUUGAUGAGGUGGACUCUGCCCUGGAGAGCACCGACACCUCUGACGGCUGCCGGACAGACAGUGAGGAGGCAGGACCCCGCAGCACCCACCUGCGGGGGCACCGGGACCCACGGGCUCGCGGGCACAGGACCCCCCGUGCCGCCCCACAGGCAGAGGCGAGAGCUGGGAAGGGGACGUGUGUGGCUGAUGGUGGCCCCCACGCAGGGGAUGGGGGCUCAAGUGGCACCGCAAGCCAGCCAGAGUCUGUUUGUCCUCCACCACUGGGGAGAGCCAGCAGUCGGGAGGAUGGGGACCCCCACCAGCAUCCAAGGGUUGGCAAGGGGCUGGGAAACACCACUCAUCCCCCACAGCUGCCCAGCAAGCCCCCAAACUCCUCCUCACAGCUGGGGGCUGGCACCCCAAUGCCAGGCACCCACCUCCCCGCUCCUCCCACUACCAAAAAGGCCUGUGCCCAGGUGCCUUGCAGGAAAGCCCUCUUCUCUGGCAGCAGCCGCCGGGCAUCAAGCCAAGGAGCUCGGGGCCCAGAGCCUGAUGGUGGGAGUGCUGGGCCCCCCAACCCCGGGGGCACGACAGGGCCAGGGGAGCGGAGGGGUCCCUGCAGCCCCAGGUGGCUCCCAGGGAGCCCACUCCGUGCCUUGUCCACCAACAACUGCAACAACACUCAUGGGCAGGACCCCCCAGGGACAGGCAGAGGGGCACCGUCACAGCCUGUCGCUGGCCCUGUUAUCCUUGCGCCUCAGGAGGCUGCUCAUCCCCCUGGGGAAGCUGCUGGGACACCCCGAGCGCAGCAGCAGCAGCAGCAGCGGCCCCUGGCCGGGAGCACAGAUUCUGGGGAGCUGGGGCGGCCAGCAAGCCGCAAGGGCAGCAGCGCGUCGGCAUCGGGGCUGAAGAAGCUCCUGAGCAGCCUUAGCCAGAGCACCAAGCAGCGCCUGGGCCGCUUCCGCUGCUACAGCAUGGAGCAGCUCCCGGCCCCCCCUGGUGCUGCCCCCCCAGAUGGCCCUGGUAUGAAGAAGUCGCCGUCUCUGCAGUCCCUGACGCUGGUGUCACCCUUCUGCCAGCCCCAAAAAGCCACCUCCACCCAGAGCCUGCACCCUGCCCUGGGCAAGGGACCCCGCGCCAGCGCCUACCUCCUGCCCCAGCCUGCGCCCGACAGGAUGGGGGGCUCGGGGCCACGGCGCUCGCUGAGUGUGGAGGACAUCGGGGCGCCGGGGCGGCUGCGGGCGGUGGGGCGCGUGGUGGAGGUCUUUCCCGACGGCACCAGCCAGCUGGAGCUGCAGCGACCCCCCCAUGGCGCCUUCGGGUUCCGUGUCACCUCUGGGCAUGGACGGCCUGACACAGGUGUCUACGUGCAGGAGAUGGCAGACGCUGGCACAGCCAAGCUGUACGCGGGGCUCCUGGGCGUGGGGGACGAGAUCCUGCAGGUCAACGGGGUGGCCGUCUCGGGGCUGGGGUUGGCCCGAAUCCGCGACCUGCUGCUCCAGGCUGACACCCUGUCCCUCCGCGUGCUCCGGCACCGCCCACCACCCCGGUAGUCCCAGCAUGGAUCCCAGGAACCCCGAAGGGAGGAGGAUGAUGUCCCGCCAACGUCCCGGGAUGCUGCAGGAUGGUGCCGCAUGGACCCCAUGGUACCAGGACUUGCCCUGCUCUGGUGCAAUACGUGGCUCCUUGCUGUGGUGGGGACAAAGUGGGACCAAGGACCCCCCCUCUCAGUGUCCAGCAUCUCCAGGAGUUGCCCCAGGUGUGGGGACAGGGGAUAGCUCAGCCCUGCCAUCGAGCCUGGGUGGGUCUGUCCUGCUGGGCUGCAGAGGCCAGUGUGGGGACAACCCUGUCCCUGCAUCCCCCAGGGGACACGGGGCUCCCUGCCAGUGCUGGAAGCCUGCACCCGUGUGCUGGUGCGUUUCUUUUAAAUUAUUUCAAACUGCUAAAAACCAAAUAUAUAUAUAUAUAUACGUAUGUAAUCACAAAAUGCAGUGCCCUUGGCCUGUGGGUGGCACGGAGUGGCUGGGUGGUGACACUUGGCCAGGGGGAUGGAACGUGCCCAGCCCCAGGGUCAGGGGGCAGCUGGUGUGUGCAGGAGCCAGGUGUGGCUCUGGGUGCUGGGGUGGGUGUGGGUACCUUCAGGUUGGGCUGAGCCCCACCCGGGCCGGUGUAACCGUGAUGGAUGGCUUGUCUGUGGCGCUGAAGGCAUGUGGUGGCAGGGGGUGGCAUGGCACAUGGUCCCUGGACAGCCUGAGCUGGGAUGCUGAGGGCAGGAGAUGCUCUUUGGGGCCUGAAGACCUGUUUGGUCUGUGGGGUGGAGAAACAGGGACAGGACAGGGGGACAUCCCCAGGGGUCCCCAGAGACCGCUUAUGCCUUAAAAGCCAGGAGGACAAUGCCCUGCAGAUGCUGGCAGGAGCUUUUCUCAGGAGGCCCCCUGCUUGUCCCAGAGCACAGGUCACUGCAAGAACAGCAGCUGGUGGUCUCUGCCGCACAAUACCGGGCAGCAGCAACACAUUUAUUUAGUGUUAAAUGAGGGGCACCACCAACAACAGAAAAAGCAAAUGUAGAAGGGAAAAGGGACCAAAGACGGUCUGGUGGCUUGCGGUGAUGCCAGCAGCUGGGCCACCAUCCCAAUGAAGGAGCAGUCCUGCACAGAGCUAUUCCCCGAGGAUGCACAACCAUGCCAGAAAUAACAUGGGGAUUGGAGGUGUCCAAAUACCGGCCAACAACAAGCCCUGGUUGGACUCAGACUCCUGGGAACCUGCCCUUGGAGAGGUAUGAAGCCCAAGGAGCCGCACAGAUGCUGCCACAGCCUUGGAAAGGACACACCACGUAUUUCUUGCAGCGUGACCAAAAGAAAGGAGGUGCUCUGCAAGGAGAAAGAGCAACUGCCGGAAUAAUUAGUGCAGGUUGGGGAUGCAGCAGGGGGUUGGUCUUGCUCCCCAUCCGGCUGCAGAAGGCACGGUGCGGCACCGGUGGGGUGGACGGGGGGUCAUGCAGCUGCUUCAAGGGAACCGCAAACCCGGCGGGGAGGAGUGUUCCAUCUGGGCUGAGCAUCCCGGAGGUGAAGCUGUCAGGGGGUGGGCUUCUUGCUCCGGGACGAUUAUUUUUUUGGGGGGGCGAAAUUGCAAUUUCAGUAGAAGUCCUGGCGUCAGCACCAAUUAACUUCCUCCCCCAGCCCCAUCUGAGACCCAGAUGGGAAGGCAAAAGCCGGCCUGUCCUGAGUCUUGUGGUGUUUGCAACUUUAAAUAUGAGAGCAGGUUUUGGUAAGAAACCGUGUUUUUCUUUUUUCCUUUCCUGAAGGGUCACCCCAAUAUUCCUGCAACCGUUUUUUGCAGCACAAAACCCCCAUCCACAUUUCUCCCCAGGGUGAACAUCUUUUCACCACAUUUUGGUAUUGACUACCUGGCUAACUCCAAAUUUGCUGUAUGUGGGGAGACAACUUAGGCUUUGCAACACUGCUGAGACAAUUCGAGCAACAAACAACUCAAAGGUAACAAAAGGACUGGAAAAUAACACAGAAACAAGACCUAGCUUUGAAUCUCCAGCCUUUUGGUUGCUUACAAUGGAAGUAUCCAAAAAAAUAGCAGUUGGGAAAAA